This is a messenger RNA of Diaporthe citri, 981 nucleotides long. RefSeq lists its product as uncharacterized. Lineage: Eukaryota; Fungi; Ascomycota; Sordariomycetes; Diaporthales; Diaporthaceae. The transcript has 5 exons. The coding region runs from base 1 to 981 and encodes 326 amino acids. The record is from RefSeq and is a predicted model, not a curated record.
AUGGGCAGCUCAGGUCCUGACUGGCAGCUUCGGCUGGAACAAGACGGCUUCGUCGUCCUUCCGAACAGAGUAUCCGCCGAAGACUGUGCCGAGUUCCGUGAGGAAGCCCUGAGCUGGCUUGAGAGGUUUCCUCAUGGAUUCAAGCGCGGCGACCGUUCAACAUGGACUUCAGAGCAUCUCCCUUCUAGCGUAACGGGUGGACUCUAUAAUCGAUACUCGGUAGGACAUGAAGCAUUCGUGUGGAAGAUCAGAUCCCAGCCCAAGAUCCUAGAGGUCUUCGCCCGGCUCUGGGGCACCGACGACCUGAUUGCCAGUUUUGACGGGAUCAACAUCACCUUGCCCAUCAACGAGGAAACCGGCAGGACGGACAUCAAGCCAACAGGCGCCUGGCCUCACAUGGACCAGAACCCCCGCAAACACGACCACUUCGAGCUAUACCAAGGCAUAGCCAACCUCGCCCCCAACGGGCCCCAGGACGGCGGCCUCUGCGUCCUCAAGGGGUCGCACCUGCUGCACGAGGAGCACUUUGCCGCCACGGGCGGGUUCCGCCCGGCGCAGGACUCGGGCGAGAAGGAGAACGGCUACAACUUCACGGCGGCCGACGCGGACUGGUACCGCGAGCGCGGGUGCGAGGAGGCCAAGGUGUGCGCGGGCGAGGGCGGCCUCAUCCUGUGGGACUCGCGGCUCAUCCACUGGAACGCGAGCCCUGUUGGCAGCCAGGUGCGCUUCGCGACCUAUGUGUGCUACUGCCCGCGGUCGCUCAUGGACGAGGCUGGGCUGGCGCGCAAGCUGGAGGUUUUCAAGGAGCGGAAAAGUACGACGCAUUGGCCGCAACAAAAUGUGGUCCCUGUCGAUCGCAAGAACAGUAACGCGGUCCCUCGCCGGCCGGACGGCUCGCCGGACCAGGCUAAUCGGACGCGUCCGUUCGUGGAGCCGGAGGAGACACCGGCAAUUCUAAGGCUCGUGGGCGUGAGGGCCUGA